Molecule: messenger RNA, 2004 nt
Organism: Nerophis lumbriciformis (worm pipefish)
Lineage: Eukaryota; Metazoa; Chordata; Actinopteri; Syngnathiformes; Syngnathidae
Source: RefSeq, a predicted model, not a curated record
AUGUAUCUCUCCUUUACUGUGCUGUGCCUAAGUGUGGUGAUAAAUAAUGCUGCUGCAAGUGAAUGGUGCUACACAGGCUGUGAACACACGCCCAGCCACUGGAAAGACCUGGACGGCUCUCACUGCGGGGGUGAAAGGCAGUCACCCGUUGAUAUAGUGAGCGGCCACCUUGAGCGGGACGAAAAGCUUCUCAAUUUCAAUUUUUUCAAUUUCACGUCAAAGCAGUCCUUCAAGGCCUUCAUAAAUAAUGGACAUACAGCUAAAUUUUUACUGGAAGAUAAUGAGGUUGAACUGAGUGGAGGUGGACUCGAUGGCGCAUACUCCACAUUGCAGCUUCAUUUUCACUGGGGCGACACAGUGCACCAUCCCGGAUCGGAGCACACCGUCAAUGGGCACAGAUACCCUAUGGAGAUGCACAUCGUGAACCUGAAGAAAGGUCUAACAGUGGAGCAGGCCCUCCAAGAUCCAACUGGCAUUGCCGUUCUUGGCUUCUUCAUCGACGCGACUGAAGAUGAGAAUUUGUCAAGUCCUUGGAGUGUCUUGACCUCUUACCUUUUGAGCGAUAUAGACACUGAAAUCGAUGUGAUACACGACAUCUCCAUUAACGACCUCAUUGGGGAUGUGGAUCUCACCAAAUACUACCGUUACAUGGGCUCGCUUACUACCCCCUCCUGUAAUGAAGUGGUGGCGUGGACGGUCUUUCAAGAGCCUAUCAUUGUCAACAGAAUUCUGCUUCAACAGUUUCCAUUGAAGACAGGCCUCACCAAUGUAUAUCGCCCAGGACAGGAAAUCAAUGGACGUCAAGUGUAUUCUUCUGCUGGAGUUGAUUUGCCUUCCAGUCACGAAUGGUGCUAUGGUGAAGAAUGCGAGUUCAGUCCUCCCAAUUGGCACCUUCUGCCCGACUCGCAAUGCGAUGGACAGCGCCAGUCGCCGGUUAACAUCGAAGCACAGAAUGCCACAAAGGAAGCGAAACUUGACGGCUUUACGUUUACAAAGUUUGACGACAAACAAGUCAUCAAGUACAUCACAAAUACAGGCCAUACAGUCAAGUUUGUACUAAAUGAGGGAGCAAUGGAGGUCUCAGGAGGCGGCCUUGGUCACAUCUACACAACUCUCCAGUUCCAUUUUCACUGGGGUUCCUUAUCCCCAGACUCCAAAGGCUCUGAGCACACGAUUGAUUCCAAAAGAUUCCCAAUGGAGGUGCACAUAGUGAACAAGAGGAAAGAUUUAACUCUGGAGAAUGCAGUCAACACCACAAAUGGCCUGGCAGUGAUGGGCUUGUUUAUUGAGGCCACAACAACCACCAAAAGCGGCGGUUCUUCUGACCACAACGAAGAUUCACAUGACUCUGCUGAUGACUCCACUCAUGAGUCCUCAGAUAACGUGAUGACUGGCGCCUGGAAAGUACUAAGCAACUACCUGGAGCAGAUACAAAGCAUUGGUUCACAGGUGGAAGUCACUGAAGACCUCUCUCUCGCCGAGCUCCUCGGUCACGUGAACCUCGGUUCUUACUACCGCUACAAUGGCUCGUUAACCACACCGUCAUGCAACGAAGCAGUGGUCUGGACCGUCUUUAAAGAGUCGAUUAAGGUGCAUCCGAAACUGCUGAUGAUGUUCCCGAACCAAACCGGCUUCCAGGACGUCUUCCGGCCCACGCAAGAUCUUCACAGUAGGAAAAUUUACACCACAGCUGGAGUCGGAACGCUCGCACCCAUUAAUGCACAGCGACUCAGAAUUGAUGUUCUCCUUGGGUCCUUCAACAACCAGUGUCUCCUCACAUUCUUGGGGGAGCUACAGGACAUCCUGAUUGACCAUCAGCGGCAGAAUCUGGUUCCAGCACAGCCUCCUCCUAACUAUGUCAUCAUCUGGGACAACAUUGGCUUUCACCGCACCAGCCAGAUUAGAGAGUGGUUCAAUAUACACCAACAAUUCCUCAAUGUAUGUCUGACAACCUGCACACCUUUCCUCAACCCCAUAGAAGAGUUCUUCUCAUCAUGGCGGUAG